Messenger RNA from Babesia sp. Xinjiang, 1773 nucleotides. RefSeq lists its product as uncharacterized. The record is from RefSeq and is a predicted model, not a curated record. Bases 1 to 1773 code for a protein of 590 amino acids. NCBI's taxonomy places the organism in Eukaryota, Apicomplexa, Aconoidasida, Piroplasmida, Babesiidae. The transcript is spliced from 2 exons.
AUGUGUGAAUUGUCAGCUCUAAUGUGCGCCAUUCUAAGUGAGUUACACGUUGCCGUAGAUAACACCAAGGAUAGGGAUACGAAAAAGUCAGCUUUGAAGAACAAGGAUCUGAAGUACAGAAAGGGGGUGAAAAGCAAAAGAGAUGUACUGCAGGGACUACAGGAAGAGGCACGCGAGCUCUUAUCGCUGACCUACGAAUUGAAAAUGGAUCCCGAGGAAAUGGGACAUGAUGACAACGACGAUGAUUGCAUCGCCCCGAAAACACUUCUGGAGUCUCCGCAACUUGAUAUCGACAGUAAGACCAAACAGGCAAUCGAAAGAAAGUGGUCGCAAGAUAAGAACUACAAGGAUUAUAAACUGCUACCAGGACCAGAUGUAACCAAGGGCUGUGAAACUGAGAAGGUUCUGGACGUCAGUACAUCUGACGAAGCACGGGAACGCAUUGUUGGUAAUGUAACAUCUACAGACGUUAUACUGCCGAUACGCCACUUACAAAAGGAUCUCUCCUACCCUCUGGAUAUAUCACUUCGUGACGCACAGAGCAGUGGACAUUUGGUCGCUGAUGCAAAGCGUGAGGAUUAUCAAGAGAUGCUAGUGUCUCUACAGCACAAAUACAGCGUCGUACUGCGCAUGUUCGAAGAAAUAAAUGAACAAAGGAUGUCCUACAUCGAAGGUAUACAGGAAUUGCAGGGUCAUUUGGACAAUGCCCGUUCUGUCAUGCAGCUGCAGAAGGCAGAGAUCUCUAGGCUGAAAAGCAAUUCGGAAUAUCAUGAAUCUGUAGCCCGUGAAGCUGCGAAAGAAGCCGAACAUUGUACUGCUGUACUAACUGAGCAUGUCCAACACGAGGAACAACUAGAGAAUGAACUGGAGGAGAAAACAAUUUAUAUCCAACAGGUAGAAACUGAGCUUGUAGAACAAAGGGAAUCGGUGAAGGCACUUACCGAACGUAUACGUGAACUUGGUUUCAUGCCAAAAUUGUCUGAUAAUAAGGAGUUCAAGGAUGCUGAGUACACCUACUCUCAAGCCAUUGAGACAUUAUGGAACAUAAUGACCAAACUCAGCGCUCCGAAAAUCUCUGAGGCGGAACUGGAGAGUUUCGUAUCACCAGAAACAGCCAGUACAGCGCCAUUGCGCUACCUUGAAACAUUGUUAAAGAUGCCAUUGACAACUCAACUCGUGGACAUCUAUAGGUACCGCUUCGACAUGGAGAGACGUUUCAACAGUGACGUCAAACGUAUCCGAGAAGAUAAGGACAAGGAGCUUGAACGCAAUAAUGAGCGUGCCAAGCAGUUGAUAGAUACAUACGCUGCCCGUACUCUCCAAGCAAAUGCUGAGAACAUGGCAGUACGUGCUUUCUUGCAAACCUCCUUGCAUAGGUGUACUCUUCGACGAAACGGUGAGGUAGUCGCACGCAUAGAGAAGGACAUAUACAAGAUCGACUUUGGUUUCCAUUCGUCGUCUUAUAUCUUGCAUCAUGAGUUGAUAAAAGAACAGGAUAUCUAUCCUUGGCACUUUUUCUCGAUUACUACACGGACUCGUGAAUACAACAUGGUCUGUCGGAAUGACAAAUUCUUGGACGUAUUGAUUAUCGGAAUAAACCUCAAGAUUAUGCCGAAACGUUUCAGCGUAGGCAUAGUUGGUAUUUCACAGAUGCGACUGCUUCGUGCUAAGACGAAGUUGCACUACCAUUGUAUGGUCCACAAUAUAUCUUACCACCGCAUGUGGAUCAAUGCAAUUAAGAAGACAGUUGCUGAGCAGCAAACUUCGCACUAA